AAGAACUUAGGAUCUCUUCAAAAUCAUGGAAGGAAAUAUUUCCCUCCUAACUAUUGAAAAUGAUGCAAUUCAACUUGCGUUACAGUGAACCAAAUCUGAUAAAUCAGAACAGUGAACGAGCAUCUUCUCCUCCAACUAUCACCAUUUCCAGAGAAGUUAUAUUACAAGCUCGUAAUAUGCAGAUAAAGAGUUUCCUCUGUCCUAAUGAUUACUGGGUAAUUACUUUAACGAAGGAAUCCUUGAAGGGGAGUCCCUGGUUUUUGCGAUGAAGAAAUCGAAAUUUAGCUUUCAAUCAGCUUAAAAAAUGAAGAAAUGGAGUCGAAAAUCAGCGAUGAAAACUGAAAUGCUCGUACAGACAGAUAUUCCCACUUGAGGAUAUCACUGUCUGGGAGAUUUCUACGUCCCACUGUUUUUAAGGGAAAUUAGAAUCCAGAAAUCUCGUGUGUAUAAGUGGUGAACAACAGUAAUUACAGAACAUAAAAGUUCAUUUUCAUUCAGAGAAGUAAAUAAAUGGCUGCAAUUCCACUUCUGAGGACGAAGACUGUAAUAGUGUUUUUCUGUCAUUUUGGUAGAAGUAGAUGGAAUAAUGCCUGUUUCCAAGGUUUUAUUACUAAACAUACAAUGCCAAUUCUACCGAGCUAUUCUCCAUAUCUUCAACCAUUACAAACCUUUCCAGAUGGUAAGCAAAUCCACUCUCUCAUUACUCACAAGGGAUUUGCAUUUGCUGAACGAACACUUAUUCAAAAUAAACUUAUCAAGAUGUAUGUCAAAUGUGGGAGUUUGAUUGAUGCUCGUAAGGUGUUUGAUGGAAUGAUAGAACCAGAUGGGUUCUCAUGGAAUUCGAUCAUUGCAGCUUACCGUAUGCAUGGUUAUCCUCAUGAAGCAGUGGCACUGUUUCACCAAAUGCAAGGAAUGGGUACCCAACCUGACCAGUUCAUCUUUUCCAGCGUCCUCGCGGCCUGUGCCAAAAUAAAAGCUUUGCCAUUGGGCACAGACAUCCAUCAAAGCAUAAUGGAAAGGGGAUUAUUAUCAGAUGUUGUAGUUUCAAGUGCCCUGGUAGAUAUGUAUGCGAAAUGUGGAAGCAUACACAAGGCACGUGAACUGUUUGACAGAAUGCCUCAAAGAAACUUGAUUUCAUGGAAUGCUAUGAUUGCAGGAUAUGCACAAAAUGGCAUUCUUGAUGAGGCUUUAAGGAUUUUCAAUAACAUGCCCAAGAGAAAUAUCAUCACGUGGAAUGCAAUGAUUGCGGGAUUUGCACAAAAUGGUGUUCUUGACGAGGCUUCAAGACUUUUCAAAGAAAUGCCUCAGAGAAAUGUAGCCUCGUGGAAUGCAAUGAUUGCAGGAUAUGCACAAAAUGGUGUUCUUGAUGAUGCUAUUAGGCUUUUCAAAGAAAUGCCACAAAGAAAUGUGGUUUCGUGGAAUGCCAUGGUUGCAGGAUAUGCACAAAAUGGGCAGGUUGAUGAGGCUUUAGAAACUAUUAAACAAAUGCAACUGGCAGGAGUAAAGCCAAACUCCACAACUUUCGUCAGCAUACUCCCAGCUUGUGCCAAAAUGAAAACUUUGGAGCAGGGUAUGGACAUUCAUCAAAGAAUAAUCGAAACCAGAUUUUUGUCAGAUGUUGUAGUUGUGAAUUCCCUUAUAGACAUGUAUGCAAAAUGUGGAAAUCUACGGAUGGCGUAUGAGCUGUUUGACAAAAUGUCUCAAAGAGAUGUUGUGUCCUGGACUGCAAUGAUUGCAGGAUACGCGCAAAAUGGAUUUGUCGAAGAGGCCUUGGAAACUUUCAAGCAAAUGCAACUGGCAGGUGUAAAACCGAACUCCUCAACCUUUGCCAACAUCCUCCCAGCCUGUGCCAAAAUGGGAGCUUUGGGACAGGGUAUGCGUAUCCAUCAAAUCAUAAUUGAAAGCAGAUUUUUGUCAGAUGCUGUAGUUGUACAUGCCUUGAUAGAUAUGUAUGCAAAAUGUGGAAGCAUCCAGAAGGCACGUGACCUGUUUGACAAAAUGUCUCAACCAGAUGUAGUCUCAUGGAAUGCAAUGACUGCAGCAUAUGCACAAAAUGGUUUUUGUGAGGAUGCUCUCAGACUCUUCGAACUCAUGAAAGGCUCUGGAAUAUACCCUAACCAUGUAAGCUGUACUUGUGUUUUAUUUGCAUGCAGUCAUGGAGGUUUAGUAGACGAGGGCUGUAAAUACUUAAAUGACAUGAUUAACUCUUAUUGUAUUACACCUACAAUUGAUCAUUAUGUGUGCAUUGUCGACCUUCUUGGGCGUGCUGGCUAUCUUAAGGAAACUCUAAACUUUAUCAUCAAAAUGCCAAUUGAACCUGUGGUAGUUGUAUGGAUGUGUCUGCUUGGUGUCUGUAGGUCACAGAAGAAUAUAGAAUUAGGAGCAUUUACAGCAGCUUGCCUUUUUGAGCUGGCUCCUAAAAAUGCUGCAACUUAUGUUCUUCUGUCAAACAUCUAUGCUGAAGUGGGCAAAUGGGGUGAGGUUCAAAAGGUAAGGAGAUUGAUGAGAGAUACAGGAAUUAAAAAGACACCUGGAUGCAGUUGGAUUGAAGUCCAUAAAAUUGUACAUGCUUUCUGUGUAGGAGACAGAUCACACCCACAGACACAGGAGAUCUACACAAAGUUGGAAGAAUUGUCCUGGGACAUGAGGGUAGCUGGGUAUAUUCCAGAUUCAGAACGUGUACUGAAUGAUGUGGAGGAGGAGGAAAAAGAAUUAUUUCUCUUCCACCAUAGUGAAAAGUUGGCAAUUGUAUUUGGAUUGUUAAAGACACCCACUGGAACGACUAUUAGAGUUGUCAAGAACCUUAGAGUAUGUCUUGACUGCCACACUGCAAUCAAGUUUAUCUCCAAGAUUGUUACAAGGCAAAUUGUUGUGAGAGAUGUAAAUCGAUUCCAUCAUUUCAAACAUGGACAAUGUUCUUGUGGAGAUUAUUGGUGAUUUUAAAUGACGGCAUUCUGUAAACAUAGGCUUGCACUACAACAGAUGCAUGUUUAGACCUGCCGUGAUAACAAGGGAUCAGAUUUCUUUUUCAGUUUUUGAAAAGGACGCCUUUAUAUCUCUGGAAUUAAUAGCUGGAGGAAGUAGAGGAUUGAAAAAAGCUGAAAGAAAGGAACGCUUUAAGUUGAAAGAUGUUUGGCCAGCAGGAGAUGUAAGAGAAGGGCUGGCAAUCGAUCCAAUACAUUGAGAUAAUGGAGAGAGCAUGUAGGUCUUUUUUCUAACCUUUGCUAUUUUGUUUGGUACUUUUUUCUCUGGGUUUAGUGUAUUAACUUGUGCCUAUGUCAGAUGAAGAUCUGCCAUUUGAGAUUAUUCAUACAUAACAAAUCUAAUUUACAUAUUUUAAUGUGGAUUUUUUAUCAUUUAUGGUUCGAUAUUUCUAAUGUUGCUUGACAGCUCUUCACUCUUUGGGAGAGGUAUCAUGUUUUUGAGCUCACAUUUGUUUUUUUGUUUGUUUUAAGUUUACCUUUUUUAUUUUCUUGGGCUAGAAAUAAAUUACUGGAACUUAUAUAUGCCAAAGAAAAAUUAUAAGUAAUUGGCAUAUAUUUUUUGGUACUUAAAAAACUUGCAUAAUGAGGUUUAUAGAUUGAUGUUAGGGAGAUGAGAAUAAAAUUUGUAUAUGUAGAAGUAAAAUCAAAAUUGAUACUACAUUGUAAUAUCAUAUAUGUAGUAUACAAAUUUGUGCAUGAUGAGGUUUAUAAGUUGAUACUAGUGUGAAUGGUAUGUUUUGAUGCAUUGUGCCAGGGCUGUGGCACACAUUGUACAUUUUUGCAGGUUUUGGGACUGGAUGCACAUGUUUGGGAGUCUUUGGUGAUCAACUUGGCGAUUGGGUUACAGUUGGCUUCAGCAUUUGACCAUCCUUGUCUUGGAUUUUGAAAUUGUUCCGUAAUUUGCUUCAAAUUUUCGGAAUAAAUUGUUAGAUUGUGCGGUUCUGGGGAACUUAUGUACAUGGUUGGCAACUCUUGGUUAUUUAUGUCAUGUUUGAUUCACAAGUUGUUUUAACACUUUAGCAAACAUCAGCUCUUUGAUGGAGACUUUCUUGGAUGGGUGGAUCAAACAUUAUAAGGCUGCAAAUCUAUUAGUAUAGUUGUUCUAGUAUUUCCUAGGGUUGGGAUUAUCUAGCAAUCAACUUUUGUUUGGUUCAUUGUUAAGUUCAUAUUUCUGGCUUUAUUCUUUGGAUUUGAAAGGCAGGUCAUUAUUCAGAGGGAUGCUAUCUUUGAUACAAAGCAUCAUUGGAUGAGGCACAACAAUUUAAUUGUUAUGUACAUUCUUCAAAGAUUGUACAGAUAUAUUACGUGUCAGAUGAUAUUGAGAGGCCCUGGAUUGAUCAAGCUCAUUUGACUGUGGCUAAAGUGGAGAUUGUUUUCAGUUUUGUGAUGAGGUGGGCUUAGCGAUAAGUUGAUUGGAAUUUGUAGUCUCUUCUAUUGGAGAUGUAGGUUCAGGUCGUGAUUUUCUUGUUGAGGUUCAGCCAGAGGAUACAAUUCAGACUUCAGUUGAUGUUCCCAUUCAUAACGAUUCUAGCUCUAGGGGAAGGUUUGUCACACUCAGCAGAUUGUUGUUACUCAUGAAGAGGCCAAUGAUGAUAAUUUGCUUUAGGAUCCUACUUGGGGGAUCCAAAGUUGAAAACAAUGGUUCAACUAUGCACUGAUGACUAGGGUUAUGGAGACUGGUGAUCCAUAAUCUUAUUAGGAGGCCAAUGGCAGAGACAAUGGGGAGAUCGCCAGAGGUGCAGAUGGCAGCAUUGGGCACUCAUCAUCGUUAGGGGAUAUACUGCCCUGUGAUUUUGAAUUAUUUCAUGGAGGAAAUAGCAUUGUUUGAAUUUCUUCCUACAGAUAGUUGGAAUGAUUGGAAUGCAUCCAUUCACUUUAAGAUGGAGAUUUGGAGCAGGUAAUUAGAGGCUUGUGUUUGAGUCUUUAAAAUUGCAUGUAGAUAUGGAUUCCAGACUUUUGAGGAAUGGUGAUCAGAUAACAGACAUCUUCAUCAAGCUAUUGGUUGACUCUAACUUCACUAGGUUGAGGUAUAGGCAACAGCCCAAAUCUUACCCUGCUUCAUGGCAUAUUAUUCAGUGUGGCAUUAUCAAUUAACAGUACGGUCUUUCAAAGUGUGAGUGUGGUGGUGUGGCAUUUCAAAGUGUGUCACAAUGUGGUGUUUCAAGCAUCAGUGUGACAAUAUGGCAUCCCAGUGUAAGUGUGUGCGAGAGUUGGCAAUGGAAUUUUUCUCUCAACACUUUUGGAAAGAACACACAACAUGAUCAGCAAUAGGUUGAUGUUUGUGGGUUUUUCUCUUAAAUUACAAUUAAGGGAGGAUGUUGCUGCAUAAAUGGCACCAUUGGUAAUACUAAAUUGUCAAGAGUCACUUCAAUGAAUAGAAAGUUCCCAUGCCGAUUCUAAGAAGUGGGGCAGCCCAUGGAAAAUGUGUCUAUUAUCAAUAGGUACAUUAACAUUCUUGGGUCAAAUGAUACUACUCUCCAAGUUUUAAAGUUCUAACCUCUCUGGUGAAGCUAAUCACUUAAAUUCUUACCUUCAUGCUGUGAUGUAUAAAACAGAAGAAUUGUACUUUCUAUUUAGUAAGACGAGAUAAACAGUGUCUCUUGACACCAUCUGCAAAGUUCUGUGUGAGCUAAAUAUUUCUUUCCCUGAGUGAUACUAAUCUAUUACAGAUGAUGUUAUGUGAUAUGGAGUAGAUGUGUGCUUGUGAUUCACUAGUAUUGUUGUUAUGGCUA
Messenger RNA from Cryptomeria japonica (Japanese cedar), 5716 nucleotides. Its product is annotated as pentatricopeptide repeat-containing protein At1g56690, mitochondrial. NCBI's taxonomy places the organism in Eukaryota, Viridiplantae, Streptophyta, Pinopsida, Cupressales, Cupressaceae. The transcript is spliced from 2 exons. Gene Ontology annotation, molecular function: protein binding; RNA binding; zinc ion binding. The record is from RefSeq and is a predicted model, not a curated record. Bases 511 to 2937 code for a protein of 808 amino acids. Gene Ontology annotation, biological process: RNA modification.